Gossypium raimondii (Peruvian cotton) is the source of this 483-nucleotide messenger RNA. RefSeq lists its product as uncharacterized. Gene Ontology annotation, molecular function: nucleic acid binding. The transcript has 2 exons. Bases 1 to 483 code for a protein of 160 amino acids. Lineage: Eukaryota; Viridiplantae; Streptophyta; Magnoliopsida; Malvales; Malvaceae. The record is from RefSeq and is a predicted model, not a curated record.
AUGACUAAGACUUACAGAAACUGGCACGAGAAAUUACCGUUUGCCCUCCUUGCUUAUCGAACGUCAAUCAGGACCUCUACCGGGGCAACGCCUUUCUCCUUAGUUUAUGGUAUGGAGACAGUCUUGCCCAUCGAAGUUGAAAUCCCUUCUCUCCGGGUUUUGACUGAGCUACAAUUGGAUGAGGCGGAAUGGGUUCAAUCUCGAUAUGAUCAGUUGAACUUAAUAGAGGGAAAGAGGCUAAAGGUUAUUCAGCAGGGAAGCAUUGAAGAAGUUGAGGCUCCGCAAGAUCAGGCACAAUUGGGCCUUGUAGUCUUUGCUCUAUUCCCAAUUAGAAAAAAGAGAAAGGGGGUUUACCUUCACUUUGAAUCUGCUCAAGGGCAGUUAAAAGCACGUCGUAUCGCCUUUCCGAUCACCAUUCUCGGUGAAAUUGCGGCGGAGGCGCGUUGCGGCGGCGGCGCGAGGACGCUAGGGGUGAAACCCUAG